Molecule: messenger RNA, 1317 nt
Organism: Aureobasidium pullulans EXF-150
Lineage: Eukaryota; Fungi; Ascomycota; Dothideomycetes; Dothideales; Saccotheciaceae
Exons: 1
Coding region: 28-954 (308 amino acids)
Source: RefSeq, a predicted model, not a curated record
GACCGCAACCACAACCACAACCACAGCAUGCCUGUCCGUCUACCACAGGCUGCCGGCCUCUACAAAUGCCCCUCAUGCGCUGCCCGCUCGUCCUCGCGUCCCUUCUCGGCCUCGGCCACACAGCUGGCUCUCGGUCCCGAAUCUCCUCGCUACAUCGAUAUUCCCCAACCGCCGCAGCAAUCCAUCCCGGACAAGACCCGUCUGAAGGGUAUCCUGCCCGUCCCUCGCGAUGUCUUUGCCGGCGAAGACCCCAAAACUCCCAUCAACCUGGACCAAGCCACAAAGGAGCCCGCCGUCCAACCAUCUCACAAUGACCCUCGCUCUGUCUGGAAAGACCGCAUGGCUGCGUCGCGGAGGAAGAACUUGAAAGAGGGGUUGCAAGCUCUGCAACAUCGCAGAAUCAAGUCCGACACGUACAUGGCCACCCGUGCCGCCCUCCGCCAACAAGACCGUGAAGCUCGUCUGCACCGCCCGGAGCCAGAUGAUGAGCGCUUGACCGCUCCCUCGGUCGACAGCAACCUACUCAGCCUUCUGCAGAAGGGUCCCCUGCCCGAUCCGAACAAGGACCACCGUCUGGCCCAAAUGCGUGCCCGACAGGCCGCAGUCUCCCACGCUCGUCAAGAGGACCGCCGAGACGCCUUGCACUCGCUAUAUGUCAAUGCUCGCGACUUCAUUGUUACCGAUGCUCAGCUCAACGCCGCAAUUGACAGGUCUUUCGGCACUGUCGACCAGCCUCGCGCCUUUGGCUCAGGCGGUGCCAGUAUCUGGGAUAGUGCCCAAAGUGCUCCCAGCUCCGUUGUAGACAUGCUCAACACCGCCACUGCUAGAGGAACCCGUGGUGGUGCUCUCAGCCAAUCUGCUCAAAACAGGGAGAGUGCUCUCACACACGCUAGAGUUCGUAAGAUGGCUGCUGAGCUGACCGGCGGUCAGUUGCCAAACAGGUCUUCCACCUAGUUUGCUUGUAUCAUAUCCUUUCUACCGCCCUUUCUUUGCUUCAUCUUCUACCAUUCUUGUCUCCCACCCAGUGUUUACUCGUGUUUGCAUAUUGCCCUCAUAAAAGACAGCGGUUUUGCUGUUUUCAAAUCUUUUUUUGAGUACCGAAACUCGUUGAUACCCGUCGCAGACAGAAAAUUUAAGUCUCGCUUGUCGACAAGCUGCAUGAGAUGGGUCUCUGAUUAUCUAGCUCGCAAGUCGAAAGGAUGAAAGGCUCUAGUCUCAGGUGUCCGAAGCCUGAAAGCCACAGCUUUUUUGAAACCUGACAUGUAGCUAUGAACAAACUCUUACAAGGCUAUUCCAACACAGCAGACAAAAAUCAGC